This is a messenger RNA of Mandrillus leucophaeus (drill), 1075 nucleotides long. It is a transcript of the gene CUNH21orf140, whose product is annotated as chromosome unknown open reading frame, human C21orf140. The record is from RefSeq and is a predicted model, not a curated record. The transcript has a single exon. NCBI's taxonomy places the organism in Eukaryota, Metazoa, Chordata, Mammalia, Primates, Cercopithecidae. Bases 101 to 856 code for a protein of 251 amino acids.
CACUGCUGUAAGAAAGCCCUUUAUGAGGUCAUCAUCCCCCACUUGCCAUCUCUCCCCAGAUGCAGACAUGCAGGCUUUUAAAAACAUUUGAGAAGCCACCAUGCGUCGCUUUGCAAGCCCUCUUUUAAGAAACGUCAUUAUCAGAAGUCAAUUUGAUGGCAUCAAGAGGAAGCAAUGCCUCCAGUAUCUGAAAACACUGAGAACACUGCAGUAUGAUGGAUUUAAGACUGUAUAUUUUGGGGAAACCAAUAUCUCAGAAAGUCUAGUAACUGGGGAAGAUAUUAGUGAUGGAUAUUUCAUACAAACCCCAACUUGGUGUAUUGUGCACGCUGCGGGUAGUCAAGGAUGGGUGCCUUGGAAAUAUCGGUUGUUCCUAAGAGAUGAGCUGUGUAUCAAACAAGAAGACAGCCUCUUCUCUGAGUUCUGUGAUGUGGUGAGGAAGGCCUAUGGAAAGUGUGUCAUCGUGGUCAAAGAGAGAAGACAGCAGGAAGAGCAGAGGCCAAAGGAAGACAGAGAGGCUGAGGGCCAGUUCUAUAUCCCUACAGUCAUUAACUUAGCAAGCAUUGCGUGUUGCCCAGAGGUGGCCAAGUCCUAUGGCCAUGAACUACUCUCUCUACCUUCCCCUUGUAAUUAUCUGAACCCUUUAGACUCAGCCUGGUCUUCUCUGAAAUGGUUUAUCAUCAAUAACAGAAAAGAGUUUUGUUUGCAGUCCAUUGACAGUGUCUAUUCUUACGAAUGUAUACUUUUCAGCAGUUUAAUUAGCAAAGGAAUUGAAAGGAUAAACCCAAGCAAGUGGAGAACAUUAACUAGCAAAGUACGGAGAUGGGAAAACUACUAUCUUGGGAAAUUUUCCUAAGGGCGAUUCCUCCAACAAGCAGUGAGGCUGCUACAUGUCUGGUCUUUACCGUCAACUCUGUUGAGAUGGAUUCUACACCACUGCAGCCAAAGAUACUUCAACAGCGACCCCACAGGGGCACUGCAAGAACUUGCUUGUUCCUAAGGAUGUUGGCAAGCACUUUGAGUUUACUAGAAGUUUCACUAAAAUGUAUUGGUAAGAUAGGGGUCUCGACUCUUA